Messenger RNA from Eupeodes corollae, 3759 nucleotides. It is a transcript of the gene Mob2, whose product is annotated as MOB kinase activator-like 2. NCBI's taxonomy places the organism in Eukaryota, Metazoa, Arthropoda, Insecta, Diptera, Syrphidae. The transcript is spliced from 5 exons. Gene Ontology annotation, molecular function: protein kinase activator activity. Gene Ontology annotation, cellular component: cytoplasm; nucleus. The coding region runs from base 1606 to 3276 and encodes 556 amino acids. The record is from RefSeq and is a predicted model, not a curated record. Gene Ontology annotation, biological process: positive regulation of protein phosphorylation; signal transduction.
UGCUGCUCCAUUCGUAUCGCUUUGGAGUCGUCAAUUUAUAUCCAAAAUUCAAGUUUCAAAACGUCGGAAACCUCAUUUUACCCCCAAGAAAUACAAAUAACUAACAAAAAAAACCGUUUUUGUUUCGAAAAAAAUCAACCAUAAAUUUUCAAUGAAGAAAUUUAUAAAACUUUCCUCUCAAUUUGAAUUCGAUUAAUAAAUUUUAUUCAUCUUUCUGUUCAAUAUUAAUUUUGGUACCUAUUUUGUUUGAGAUACAAAAUUUUUGCUUGAUAUUUUAUUUUUUCGCGUUUUGUUCGUUCGUUUUCGCUUCGUCAUCAGCAGCAGCAUCAAAUUCAGAUUCUGCUAAAGAGCUUAAGAGCUACAGCAUCAGCGGCAGCAGCAGCGUUAAGCGUAGCGUUUGCAAUCUCUGUGUCUAAAAAGUCUUGUCGGAGAUUUUAUUUUAUUUUUAUUGUGUUUUCGUUCGUUUUAAAUUUUCUGGUGUGUGAUUUUGUUGGUGUUUUUGCAUUUGAGAUACAAGAUACGACCACUCAGAGUACAGAGUGUUUCUUGUCGGCGGGGCGCGCGUUGACGGAAUAGUUUUUACUGGUUUUUUCCUGAUCCUUGCGGCAGCGUAUCCGUUCCGUAUACAAAAGUCGUGUUGUCCCUUCUUUGUUAUAAUAAUGAUGCCUUCUCUCUGAUCUGGUCUUCUCUGCUUUAUUCGCUCGCUAUCCAACUACCUUACCUACUGAAUGUGGUUUGACCUUUAACAUUUAUUUUCAUUUUUAUUACUGUCAUCGUUGUUUGUAAUUUUUGUUUUGUUUUCAAUUUCAACUUCAACUUUGAAUUUAAUUUAAACCAAGAUUUACAACACACUGACGACAACGACGACGACGCGAGUGAAAUAAAAUCAAAAAAUACAAAAAUAAAAAUAUAAAUUCAAGUUCCGUUUCCGCUUAACCACAAUAUCCUGUGUGCAAUGAAAUAAGGAAGACAAAUUAUAAAAUAUAUUUUAUUGAAUAAGAAAUUUAUAAAAAUAAAAGAAAAGUCUUCCAUAAAAGUAAAAAUUAAGUUGAGUGCUGUGUUUAAAAAAAAAACGUGUAUUCUAAAAUUAAAUAAAACAAAAACGGAUAACAACAGUUUUUUUUGAAAGUUGGAUAUUUUUGUCGGAGCUGAAAAUCUCAUUCAAAACCAACUUAAAUCUGCUCGUACCUAUAAAAAGUUCACGGCAUCAUAAUAGAAGCAGCAGCAAAAGUUAAAACACUUGGCGUAUGGGGGGCGGGAUAUCAACACCUCCAAAUUAUUCGAAUCAGCUAUUUAGUGGAUUUUUAAUGAUAAACCCCGGCUAAAAAUUUUGUAUUAAACCAGAAUGUAAUGUGUUUUUUUUUUUAAAGUUGAUUUAUUCAAAUUAAAUUUUUGUUAAUUUUUUAGUUUGCUUUAAUUUUUCUAAUGUGAAAGUUUAAAUGAAAAAGAAGUGAAAUUUGUGUUUAUAAUUUUUCAAAAAGAAAAUAAGAAAUAACUUUGUGUUUUUUGUGAGUGAAAAAAAAGAAAAAAGAAAUUUAAGCAAAAUAAAUUAUUUUAAUUCAAAACAGCAUAAGGGUGGAAGUCAUACUGUUAAUUUGUAAAAAGAUGUUGCGAUCGCCCACACAUCUUGUGGGACAUGGUCCAACAUCACAUUCAGCAAAUUCAUCCCCAAAUGGUGGUGGUUCGCAUCAUCAUAAUGGUGUUGGUGGAGUUGGUCUAGGAUCACCCUUGCAUCGCAAUAGCCAUCAUACGAAUGGUACCACAACUAAAACUACCCCAAGAACAACGAAUGGAUUCAAAAAUGGAUUUUUACUAAACGGUGGUGCUAUCGGCGGCGGCGGUGGUAAAUCGCAUAACAACAAUAAUAAUAAUACAAGCAACAACAACAACCACCACAUGACAUCUCCGGCUGCAUCGGCGAAUUCAUCUGCCUCGUCAUUGACAACAGGAGGUGGAGGCGCCACAGCUAGUAGUCAUCAUCACCCUCAUAAUCAUGGGGGUGGAACAGCUGGUGGCGGUGGAGCACAAACAACAACUCGAACGUCACUCUUUGACUCGUGUCAUCGGAAAAUACGUUUAAUUGGUGGCGGACCCGUGGCGUUCCUUGGCGGACUUGUUGCAAAGGCCCGUCGCAAAGAACGGGAUGGCGAUCAAAAUGCAUCAGAUACAAAAUUAUACCUAGAAGAGAGUGUUUUAGAGCGUAAACUACCUGAAGCUGAUCUCAAAGCCUUAGUUGAUCUUCCAGCUGGUUUAGAUUAUAAUGAAUGGCUAGCGUCACACACACUGGCACUUUUUGAACAUGUUAAUCUAGUUUAUGGAACAAUUAGUGAAUUUUGUACACCAUCCGGAUGUCCGGAUAUGACUGGGCCUGGCAAUAGAACGUACUUAUGGUUCGAUGAAAAGGGUAAAAAGACCCGUGUUGCUGCGCCUCAAUAUAUCGACUAUGUCAUGACAUUUACCCAAAAGACAGUCAGUGACGAGUUAAUAUUCCCAACCAAAUACGCCAACGAAUUCCCAAAUUCGUUCGAAUCGAUCGCCCGUAAAAUUCUACGCUUGCAAUUUCAUGUGAUAGCUCAUCUAUAUGCGGCGCAUUUCCGAGAAAUCGCCCUCCUAGGAUUACACACACAUUUAAAUUUAACCUUUGCCCAUUUGACGGCCCUGCACAGGCGCUUUAACCUAAUCGAUGAGAAGGAAACAGAUGUGCUGCGUGAUCUCGAAGUGGCGUUGCGCCUAACCGAUGACGGAAGCAAUUCCAGCGAAACAGCCUCCAUACAGACGGGUUCGUCUGCGGUGACGGGCGGCGGUGGAGCAAUGUCGUCUGCGGCGAAAGCAACAGCGUCAGUGCAUGCGGGUACAGCUGUCACAACGAUGACAGGCACUGUCACUGGUGCCAGUGAGGAUGUCAAUUUAUUGCAGUCGGGUCGUCUCAUUGAUGGUGAUGCGAUGGCGCAGCCCAUUUGCACGCAGCCCGAAGCUAAGAGAGGUCUGAACAGUGAGCAGUCAGAUAUUCGAGGCGGUGCUGGGGGCGGUGGUGGACUGAUGGGCGGGAUCCUGGGGGACUUCAAUACAAGUGAAUUCGGUGAUAUGCGAACGGGCGGUGGAACUAGUGGCUACUGCAUCGGCGGUAGCACAGCAAAAAGCAGCCAUAUUGGCUUUAAUAAUAAUCAUCACAACGGUAGCACACACAAUAUGUUGCAAUGCAAUAGCAGUAGUAAUAACAGUAGUAAUAAUUCUCCUACCCCUCAACAACACACUUCACAUACAACAACUGCAUAGUUUUUGCAACUUACCCUACUACCAUAACAAAUAUUAUGGCAACCACCAAAAGAUGGCGUUGUUUUGCACUCUCUUACUAUUAUUUCUGUUUUUAUUUCUAUAUUUUAAAAGAGAACAAUUUAAUUGUUAAAAUAUUUGUCGUAAAUGUAAACAAAAACACAUACACAAAAAUAAAAUACACAACCACACACCACAAUUUGAAAAUUAUCUAAAGUUUAUUUUUUCAAAAAAAAAAAACAAAAUAAAACAAAAGAAAUUAAAUUAACAAAAAAAAACUAUAAAUAAAAAUCGUUAAAACCACAUUUGUAUUUGCUGAAAAAAAAAACAAAAAGAUAAAAAGUGUUUGCGUUUUUAAUUUAACACUUUAAUUUUAAAGAAAGUAAAAACAAACAACAAAACCUAUUAAUUAAUAAAAGUUCAUCCAAGACUUUUAUUUGUAAAAUAAUGUAAUUUAUAUUUUUUGAUGAUAAAAAUAAAAAUAAA